AUGUCGACCGCGACCAGUGCCACCGCGGCGACCAAGGAUGAGUCGCAGCCCAUCAAGAAGGGCGGGCCCACGGUCCUGCGAUCCAUUCUGGCUGGGUCUACGGCCGGCGCUGUUGAGAUUGCCAUUACCUACCCUGCCGAGUUUGCCAAAACCCGUUCGCAGCUGAACCGGAACUUGACUGCUGGACAAAAGCUGCCGUGGCCGCCCUUCGGAGCGCAGUGGUAUGCCGGCUGUACGACGCUGAUCAUUGGCAACUCGCUCAAAGCGGGCAUCCGAUUCGUUGCCUUUGACCAGUACAAGACGCUACUUGCCGACGCCGAUGGCAAAAUCUCCGGGCCCAAGACGGUGCUCGCCGGCUUCGGCGCCGGUGUAACGGAAUCGGCCCUCGCCGUGACGCCGUUUGAGAGCAUCAAGACCACGCUGAUCGACGACAAGAAGUCGGGCAAACCCCGAAUGCGCGGCUUCCUCAGUGCCGUUCCCAUCAUCGCCCGUGAGCGCGGCCUCCGCGGUUUCUUCCAGGGCUUUGUGCCCACGACGGCGCGACAGGCGGCGAACAGUGCAGUCCGGUUUAGCGCGUACAACAUGCUCAAGCAGCUGGCCGAGUCCUACACGGCGCCGGGGGAGAAGCUGGGCGCCGUCGGAACCUUCGCCAUGGGCGGCAUCGCGGGCCUGAUCACGGUCUACGCGACGCAGCCGCUCGACACGAUCAAGACGCGCAUGCAGAGCAUCACGGCGCGGACGCAGUACGGCAACUCGUUCCGCUGCGCGGCCAUGAUCCUGAAGCAGGAGGGGGUGCUGACGCUGUGGAGUGGCGCGCUGCCGCGACUGGCGCGUCUGGUUGUAAGCGGCGGGCUGGUGUUCACCAUGUACGAGAAGAGUAUGGACCUGAUGAACAAGGUGGACCCAGAGGGAAGAUACAUCUAA
This is a messenger RNA of Colletotrichum higginsianum IMI 349063, 924 nucleotides long. Its product is annotated as Mitochondrial tricarboxylate transporter. The record is from RefSeq and is a predicted model, not a curated record. NCBI's taxonomy places the organism in Eukaryota, Fungi, Ascomycota, Sordariomycetes, Glomerellales, Glomerellaceae. Gene Ontology annotation, biological process: mitochondrial citrate transmembrane transport. Bases 1 to 924 code for a protein of 307 amino acids. The transcript has 5 exons.